AUGAAUUAUCGAAGACCAAAGCAAUCAAUUCCUACAUUAUGUGAAAAUUUGCUACAAUGGAUAAAUGAACUUGAAAAGAAAACUACAGAUGCAACUAAAUUUUUACCAGCUUAUGAUCAAAGACAAUCUAAUUUGCAAAUCAAGUCAUUAGUAGAAGAACUCAACAAACAGAAGUCUUUAUUGGCACCAAAAACAAUAGAAUCAAAGAGUUCUUUAAAUGAAGAAAAAUCAGUAUCCACUACUGCCACCUCUACUGAUACUGCUGCGGUUUCUAAAGUUAUUGAUGAAGACAAUUUUCAAACUGUU
Entrophospora candida is the source of this 306-nucleotide messenger RNA. Lineage: Eukaryota; Fungi; Glomeromycota; Glomeromycetes; Entrophosporales; Entrophosporaceae. The record is from the annotation of a GenBank genome assembly.